AUGAUGGCAAAACUAACCACUUUAUGGCUAGAUUUCUGCGACUUCUGUCAGUGCACAUUUCCAGACAAUGCAACCAACAGAAGAAACCACAAUGAAGGUGCCAUACACCUCAACAAUCGAAAGUUACAUUAUGAUUGGUAUAAAGAUCCAGAUGUGUUUAUACAGGAACAAGCAAGUAAACCACCCUGCAGACAUUAUAUCAGCUACGGACAUUGUGAGUAUGGGUUACUGUGCAAAUACAGUCAUAUCACCUACGAUCCUGCUUCGGGUCAAGCCAUUUACCCACCCGAGCUUUUGCAAUGGUUCGAAUUACAGCAGCAGGAAACAGCAGCAAACAAUACUACUCUACAAAAACCUGCUCCAUCUACUCAAAGAUAUAAAUUGCCUUCUGGUUGGAAGAUAAAAGAUUUACCAUUAUCGUUGAGGCCACCACCACCAAAACAUGGCUAUGAUUGGAGCAACACUGGCGCCUGGUGA
This is a messenger RNA of Mucor velutinosus, 477 nucleotides long. RefSeq lists its product as uncharacterized. Gene Ontology annotation, cellular component: U12-type spliceosomal complex. Bases 1 to 477 code for a protein of 158 amino acids. The transcript is spliced from 3 exons. The record is from RefSeq and is a predicted model, not a curated record. Gene Ontology annotation, molecular function: zinc ion binding. NCBI's taxonomy places the organism in Eukaryota, Fungi, Mucoromycota, Mucoromycetes, Mucorales, Mucoraceae.